UUGCUUUGUAUUCCUUUUUUCCUUAGUUCUCAGCUGUCCUGGACCAUUCAGUUUCGGGGAAAUCACUGGCAGACGUCUAUGCUGGCAUUUCAGGCAUCCCUCCCCAUGAGAGCAGAACCAAAGAAGAAGAAGAAGGUGGAUCCAAAGAGAGCACAAGUACAAAAAGACCGUAUGAAAAAGAAGAUAAAAAAACUGGAAAAAGCUUCACAGGAAAUGAUUCCGAUUGAAGAUUUUUUCACACCAACUAAAUUUUUGGAUGCUUCAAGAGUGCGUGAGAUCUCCCCACUGUCCUUUGAAGAAAGUGAAAGGCGAGCCCUACUCCUGAAGAAGUGGGCCCUGUACAAGAAGAUAGAGCAUGAUGCAGAGAUGGAAACACUGAAAUCUCUUAUGGUAGCUCAGGAGGAGGCACUAAACGAAUUGCGUCUUGAAUCAGAAGAACUUUACCAAGCAGCAAUAAAACGAGAUGAUGACCUAUUUCCCUAUGAGAAAGAGGGGCCUAGUUACACACCACAGAUUCCUGGCUAUGAGGCUCCUGAAGGGAAAUGCAUUGACGUUACCAAAGUGUACACACACUGAGAUCAGAAGACUCUGCCGCACAGCUGUCAGGAGAUACUCAGUGCAUUUAAAGGACAACACAAUGGGAUAAGAUUAAACUAUUCUGUCUGCUUUUUCUAAUAUCCCUAUGCACAUGGCUGUCAAAUGAAAAUAAAAACACCAUCUUGUUCUUG
Molecule: messenger RNA, 728 nt
Organism: Pelodiscus sinensis (Chinese soft-shelled turtle)
Lineage: Eukaryota; Metazoa; Chordata; Testudines; Trionychidae
Source: RefSeq, a predicted model, not a curated record